UCGGCUGAUUUGAAGUUGUUCAGAACUUGCCUUGCCCGAGGCCGCUGUGAGGAGACGGGUGGGCUCUAGCCUGCCAGUGGCCACGUCUGAGAAACAGCUUUCUACCAGCGUUUGCUUCCCUGAGUCCUUAGACCUCAGAGCCCUGAGCCUUCCCUUGGGUGGGGCAGGUGGGUGGGACAACUCGAGGAGAAGAGGGAAGUGAGAAGCGCGGGUGGGGCAAGCUGAGAAGAGUCUGAGAAGAAAAGGCCUGUGGAGAGGCCUGUACACCUCCCCUUUAAUAAACCCCUCAGCAAGGAGGGGUAAGGGGGGGUGCCUGUGAAGCAGUGAGCUCCCCAUCACCAGAAGCAUUCAAGAAGAGGACAACGAAGUGUGCUCUGGAAGAGGUCUGGAAGCAGCAUGUACACACCCAUCCCGCAGAGUGGCUCCCCAUUCCCAGCCUCAGUCCAAGACCUAGGCUUACACAUAUGGCGGGUGGAGAAGCUGAAGCCUGUGCCCCUAGCACGAGAGAACCAUGGCAUCUUCUUCUCCGGGGACUCCUACCUAGUGCUUCACAAUGGCCCGGAAGAGGUCUCCCAUCUGCACCUGUGGAUAGGCCAGCAGUCAUCCCGGGAUGAGCAGGGAGCCUGUGCUGUGCUGGCCGUGCACCUCAACACCCUCCUUGGGGAGCGGCCUGUGCAACACCGUGAGGUUCAAGGGAACGAGUCGGACCUCUUCAUGAGCUACUUCCCGUGUGGCAUCAAGUACCAGGAAGGUGGUGUGGAGUCCGCAUUUCACAAGACAAACUCGGGGGCCACCCCAGCAGCCAUCAAGAAACUCUACCAAGUUAAGGGGAAGAAAAACAUCCGUGCCACCGAGAGGGCGCUGAGCUGGGACAGCUUCAACACCGGGGACUGCUUCAUCCUGGACCUGGGUCAGAACAUCUUCGCCUGGUGUGGUGCAAAGGCCAACAUCCUGGAACGGAACAAGGCAAGGGACCUGGCCAUGGCCAUCAGGGACAGCGAGCGGCAGGGCAAGGCCCAGGUGGAAAUUAUCACCGAUGGAGAGGAGCCAGCCGAGAUGAUUCAGGUUCUGGGCCCCAAGCCUGCUCUGAAGGAGGGCAACCCUGAGGAAGACCUCACGGCUGAUAAGACCAAUGCCCAGGCUGCGGCCCUGUAUAAGGUCUCUGAUGCCACUGGACAGAUGAAUCUCACCAAGGUGGCUGACUCUAGCCCCUUUGCCUCUGAACUGCUGAUUCCAGAUGACUGCUUUGUUCUGGACAACGGACUCUGUGGCAAAAUCUACAUCUGGAAGGGGCGAAAAGCUAACGAGAAGGAGCGGCAGGCGGCCCUCCAAGUAGCCGAUGGCUUCAUCUCUCGGAUGAGAUACUCCCCAAACACUCAGGUGGAGAUUCUACCCCAGGGCCGAGAGAGUCCCAUCUUCAAGCAAUUCUUCAAGGACUGGAAGUGAGGGUGGGAGUCCCCAGCCUGCUCUCUGGUCUCCCACCAUCUGCCCCCCCUGCUGCGUCACCACCGAGGUUCCCUCCGGAUGCUCAAUAAAGGACGCACAUUCCGUUCCCA
Myodes glareolus (Bank vole) is the source of this 1556-nucleotide messenger RNA. NCBI's taxonomy places the organism in Eukaryota, Metazoa, Chordata, Mammalia, Rodentia, Cricetidae. The record is from RefSeq and is a predicted model, not a curated record.